AUGGUAGUCACAACAAGACGAGCAGAACAAGUGCGAGCAGCCACUCCGGAAGGGCACGUGCGAACUAUGCGCUCCAACUCCCCUCCUUCUAUGCACUCAAUCCCAGCUGGGCGGGAAGCGGCAGAUGCUCUGCUUCCGGUGCUACAACCUGCAGACCCCCAGGCACCAGCGGAAGGUCUCAGAGCAACAUUCCCGAAUCAUCAAGUUCCAAUACAAGAAAUCCAAGGAGAAAACUGGUUUGAAAACCAACCCCCACCCCCUGGUGUCCAAUUUGGAAUGCCUUUCCCAACCACCCGUCGUGUCCAUCCGGCGCAAAGCCAACCCGUAGCACUAUAUAAUGACCAUCGAGUCCCAACACACCAUCAGAGACCUUGUAUGAAUAAUGUGGCCGCUCCUUUCCCCCCACCUUUUCCAAAUGGUUACCCGUUUCAAGGAUAUCCUUUCCACCCUCAUAACGCGGCCAUCCCCCAACCGCAGGGAUCAGUCGUGAACCUUGGCCAACCCCGUUUUGAAGCCCGCCAAGUCCCAGCUAUCUCGUACUCAGUCGAGGCGCCUCAGGAACCUCGCCCUCCACCAUACUUACAAGCCCGUAACCCAUACUUGCAAACAACCCCUCCGAACACCUCAGGGCGUAACAAACCCCUGACAGAUAGCCUACGCCUCACUCCUAUUCCCCUUGGCUAUAAGGGACCAUCCAACAUCGUCACGUACGUAGGUGACGCUGAUCCGUUCGAAUGGAUACAAAAGUUUGAAGCGGCAAUGACCCUUCAUGGUGAAACAGACCUCCUGAUGUGCAGAACCUUCCCAACGCUCUUGGGCGGAAGAGCGUUAACUUGGUAUACCACCUUACCAACGGGCAGUGUAGCAUCCUGGGAUGACCUGGCAAGGAAAUUCCAGACCCAUUUUGCCACUAGUCGCCCUGUGCCGAAGUCUGUCCAUGCCUUGGAGAAAGUACGCCAGCAAUCCGGGGAAACUCUUAGGUCAUUUCUCGACCGUUUUGACAAAGAAGCCCUACAGGUACAAGGGCUAGACCCAAAGGUGCAGUUGCACAUACUUUUAUCUGGAUUGCGUGAAGGAGCGUUCGCCUAUGAGCUUGCUCGUCAUGAGAUUUUGGAUCUUGAAGAAGUCAAGCGUAAAGCUCAAGAGUUUAUGCGAAUCGAAGAGUACAAAGGAAGUCGAACAAGCGACAGUCACCGCCAAGGAAACAGAGAGUUGAAGAAUAGUGACCAUGCUGAGGAACGUAGAAAGAGUCGCAAACCCGCCAAGUAUGUUAGUCGCCAACAAGGGAGAGACAUGGUUGGACGUCAUACACAUAGCGUCCUUCAGACCGAGUACAAGGAGGACCGCAAAGACAGCCCAAGGCGUCAGGGGCAAUCGUGGGAAAAUGUUGUAUACUACAAAUUCCACCGCAGUAACGGCCAUAGUACUGAGGAGUGCAGACAUCUGAAGGAUGAAAUCGAUGAGAUCAUUAACAGUAGAGGUCAAAGAAACACCGGAAGCAGCUCCCGAAUCCCAGGAAACAACAGGCGGUAUCGAGAGCAUAGUUGGUCACCAGAUCGAAGAAGGAGCACCCAGCCCAAGUACCAAACUCGUCGCGGGCGGGAUCGCAGGGAGAGGUCUCCCCCAAUCCGUAAGGCCCAUGACAACCAGAGCAGUAGAGAAAGGCGUGACGGAGGAGACGAAGAUUCAGCAGCCAUAAAACAUGGAGUGAUAAAUAUGAUCUCUGGAGGGCUGGGUGGCGGUGGAGUAACAGUUAAUUCCAGAAAGAGACACUUGAAGCAGUGCCUAGCAGUGGCAGGAAAGACCAUCAGCAAAACGAGCACAGAUGCAGGUCAGGCCAAACCCAAAAUCGUCUGGGACUUCAACGAUUUGGGCGAUAUUCUACCUGGCCAUGAUGACCCCUUGGUCAUCCAAGCAAUCAUUGCCAACUGGAGCGUCAACCGCGUAUUCGUGGAUCAUGGCAGUUCUGCUGACAUUUUGUUUUUGCCUUGUCUUAAAGCUUUGGGUUUUGCUGUCAAUAACUUAACACCAGUGGCAGGUGAACUUGCACGGUUUAACGGCACAACCACCAAACCUUUGGGAUUGAUAAACUUACGAUUAUCUCUGGGAACGCCACCUACCUCAAAGUCAGCCGACAUUCAAUUCCUGGUGCUGGAUACCCAAUCAGCUUACAACGUAAUUCUCGGCAGGCGAAUGUUUGCCACUUUCGAAGCAAGUGUGUCGCACCCGCACUUGGCAAUGAAGUUUGUGGCAAGAGACAACAAGGUGGCGACAGUAAGAGGCGAUCAAACGGUAGCAAGGAGCUGCUACAACAUCCCCAUGAAACCAGCACCAAAAGUCACUUUGAAAGCCCAGCCAGCACCCCAUAUGGCGAGAACCCAGGUAACAACUGAUGCCCUCACUGGAAAGGGUGACGAACUUGACCAGUGUCUUCUUGUAGAGUUUGAUGCACGAGACGACCCUCGGAUGGAACAUUCCAGGCCCACACCAGACGGAGCUCUAGAGCACGUAGUGCUGGGCGAGAAGGACCAAACGACAACCAUUGGGGUGUUCACCAACCCGGAGCUGAAAAGCAGGUUGAUCAAACUCCUACGAGACAACAAGGACCUGUUCGCGUGGAAGCCAUCUGACAUGCCCGGCAUAGACCCGGAAGUAUGUUGCCACAGAUUGUCAGUAGACCCCCAAGCAAAGCCCGUUUCGCAGAAGAAGAGGAAGUUUGGCCCUGAUCGCCAAAAUAUCAUUGACGAAGAGGUAAAGAGACUCUGGGAUGCCGGUUUCAUCCGAGAAAUUAAAUAUACUACGUGGCUCUCAAACCCCGUACUAGUCAAAAAACCUAGUGGGGCGUGGAGAAUGUGCAUUGAUUACACCGACCUCAACAAGAUGUGCCCAUAG
Gastrolobium bilobum is the source of this 2892-nucleotide messenger RNA. RefSeq lists its product as uncharacterized. NCBI's taxonomy places the organism in Eukaryota, Viridiplantae, Streptophyta, Magnoliopsida, Fabales, Fabaceae. The transcript has a single exon. The coding region runs from base 1 to 2892 and encodes 963 amino acids. The record is from RefSeq and is a predicted model, not a curated record.